This is a messenger RNA of Dictyostelium discoideum AX4, 3270 nucleotides long. RefSeq lists its product as hypothetical. Gene Ontology annotation, cellular component: cytoskeleton. The record is from RefSeq and is a predicted model, not a curated record. Bases 1 to 3270 code for a protein of 1089 amino acids. Gene Ontology annotation, molecular function: metal ion binding; guanyl-nucleotide exchange factor activity. Lineage: Eukaryota; Evosea; Eumycetozoa; Dictyosteliales; Dictyosteliaceae. The transcript has 2 exons.
AUGAGUAAUUCAAUUAGCAAAGGGUUAAAAUCAACAUUCUUUAAAAAAGAAACAUCAUCUCUAAAAGAAAAAGAAAAAGAAAAAGAAAAAGAAAAAGAAAAAGAGAAAGGGAAAGAAAAAGAAAAAGAAAAAGAUAAAAUAAAAGAGAAAGAGAAAGAGAAAGAUAAAGAUAAAAUAAAAGAAAAAGAGAAAGAAAAAGAUGUAAAAAAAUCAGAACCAAUAUCGACACCAACCAAUACAAGUCCAACCAAUUCAACAUUAUUCUCAUCACUCGAUACCUCUGAUGCACAUUUAUUAAGUACACCCACCACUGGUGGAUCAAGGUUAUCUGUUAGUUCAGUAGCAAAACAGUUAAAAGAUAAACAAAAUGUAAAUAGUACCCAACCAAAUAAUAAUAAUAAUAAUAAUUCACCACCUUUAUCAAGUACACCACCAACUACAACCAGUACACCAAGUGCUGUAAAAUCAAUGCCAUAUAGACCAAUACGUUCAGCAACAACAAAUUUACCAAACACAACACCAACACCAACCACAACCACAACAGAAAAAGUUGAAGGAUCUGUAUUUUUUAAUAAGAAACCUUUAAAUAGUACCAAUAAUAAUAAUAAUAAUAAUACCCAUGCUGUAAUGUCAUCAUCAACACCAACAUUGCCAUCAGUUACAUUAAAUCGAUUUAAAAAUGCAGCUCAACCAAAUUCAACAAAUUCACCAAAUACGACAUCACAACCAUCAUUUAUUAAAAAAUCACCAACAUUCACUUCUUCAACAUCACCAACUUUAUUAUCAUCAUCAACUGGAGAUUUAUCAUCAACUUCAUCAUCAUUGUCAUCAACAACAGGUAGAAAAUUACCAACACUACCAAGUCAAAGUAGAUUCAUUUUAUCACCAACUGAAUCAUCAUAUGAUACAAGUAGUUUUUGUGGAAGUAGUAAUAAUAGUUCAACAUGUAGUAGUUUAGCUUCAUCAACAUCUUCAUUACCAAGUUUUUCACCUUCAAAUGGUAAUGGUUUUGCAUCUGUGAAACCAGUUGUAGAAAAGACAACAAACACAAAUACCACACCACCAACAUUAUCAAGACAAAAUACACCACCAAACGUUUCAACAUUUUCAUCAAAUCAAACCACACCAUCAACACACUCAUCAGCACCAACAACACCAUUAUCAACAUCUGCAACUAAUUCACCAACGAUUACAUCACAACAAUCAUCAAUUAUGAAAUCAAAAAGACCAGCAUUACCACCAAGAAAUGAACUACAAUCAAAUGCUGGUGUUAUGGUUGUACCAAAAUUAAAACCAACUCAAACUAAUCAACAUAAACCACCACUUUCACCAACUAAUGAAGCUCAAAGAUUAUUUUUAAAGAAAGCAAUUAAUGUUGAUGAUGAAGAAAAAUCAAAUUCAAGUGAUGAUGAAAAUUCACCAAGAAAUUCAACUUCAACAACUACAACUACAACAACUACAACUACAAAACCAACCACAAAACCCACAACAACAACAACAAAUAGUAAUAAUAAUAAUUCAAAUACUACAUCACAAACAAAAUCAAGUACAUCAUCAGAAACAACAACAACAACAACAACAACAGAAUCAAAAAUUGAAUCACCAAUAAUAAAUAAAAAGAAAUCAGAUCCAAAAUCAGAUUUAAUUCAAAGAAAUUAUUUAGUACAAGAAUUAUUAUCAACUGAAAAGAAAUAUGUAAAUAAUUUAAAUAGAAUUAUAACAAUAUUUUUAAUGCCAUUAAGAAAUAAGAUACAAUCAAAGGAUAAAAUAUUGAAUAUGGAAGAGAUUAAUCAAAUCUUUUCAAAUAUUGAAACCAUUUUUAAUAUUCAUAAAACGUUUUUAGUCGAUUUUGAAAGUCGAAUUGAAAAUUGGACAGAGACGAGUAAAUUGGGUGACGUUUUUAGAAAGAUGAAACCAUACUUAAACUCUUAUAAAAUCUACUCCAACGCUUACAAUGGCAGUAUGUUAACCAUUAGAAGUUUAAUGAAAUCCUCACCAUCAUUUGCAAAUUUUCUACAGAAAUGUUUGGAGAAACCAGCUUCAAAAGGUUUGAAUUUAUCCAGUUAUUUAAUUAUGCCAAUCCAACGUAUACCUCGUUAUCGUUUGCUAUUGGAGUCCAUUAUAAAGUACACUCCAACCACUCAUGAGGAUUACCAGGAUUUGGUGUUGGGCAAUCAGGAGAUCUCCUUGUCCGCUAUGGAAAUCGAUGAGAAGCUAGCACAGUACCAAAUCGCUCACAAGGUAUUGGAUAUUCAAAAUAGUUUGAAUGGCUUGGAAGAGGAUAUUGUCACGCCAACUCGUGUGUUCCUAAAGGAGGGUGACUUGAAGAAGAUCUCGGAUCGUGUUGUAAAUACUCGUCAUUUCUUUCUGUUUAAUGAUUUAUUGAUUUAUUGUAAAAAGGAGAGAAAGAAUACCUAUCGUUUCAAAGCUUCUUUUCCUCUAUUGACCUGUUGGGUUAAAGAUAUACCCGAUACUCAAAGAUUCAAUAAUCUCUUUCAAAUCAUUUCAACAAAGAAAACUUAUUUCCUUAGUGCUCCAUCAAGUGAAGAGAAACAUUCUUGGAUGAAACUUUUAAAUGAAGUCAUUGAUAAAAUGGUUCAACAAAAUCCUGAAUGUUUAUCACAACGUCAAACUAUUUAUGAAAGACGUGGUUCAAUGUCUCCAACUGAACUAUUCAAUAGUUUAGAGAAAUCAAUUCCAAUUGGUUUUGAAAAUGGUGGUGGUGCUAUAAAUUAUAAUAGUACAAAUAGUAUUGGUGGUGGUAUUAUUGAUAAUUUAAAUAUUAAUACAGAUAAUGCAACCAAUAGUAAUGGAGGCGGUAGUAGUUUAAAUGUUUCUUAUAAUGGUAUUUCAAAUGGUCAUGGUAGUGUUGGUCCAAUUAAUCAUUCAAACAGUAACAAUAAUAAUAAUAAUAAUAAUAAUAAUAAUAACAAUAGUAGUAGCAAUAAUAAUAAUAAUAGUAUAACAAAUAGUAAUAGUACCAGUAGUGGAGAUUUAAAUACGAAGUCAAUUUGGUUAAAAGAUCAAAUGACAAAAGCUUGUAUGUUAUGUACUUCAAGUUUUACAAUGACAAGAAGAAGACAUCAUUGUAGAAAAUGUGGUAAAAUAUUUUGUAAUGAUUGUUGUCCAGUUCAAGAUUUAUCUCAAUAUCUUCAAGGUAAAAAAGUUAGAGUUUGUAAAACUUGCUUUGAAGAGAUUGAGGUUCAACUCAUGGUAAUGAGUAAUAUGGAAGAAAUUAGAAUCGAAGAAGAAUCAAACAGUUUUAAAUAA